Molecule: messenger RNA, 6234 nt
Organism: Corythoichthys intestinalis (scribbled pipefish)
Lineage: Eukaryota; Metazoa; Chordata; Actinopteri; Syngnathiformes; Syngnathidae
Gene: wwox
Product: WW domain containing oxidoreductase
Exons: 9
Coding region: 162-1229 (355 amino acids)
Molecular function (GO): protein binding
Source: RefSeq, a predicted model, not a curated record
CAUUAGGCAUUGCGGAUGACGUCAUCAUGUUGUUGCGGAAGUCCCGUAGUGCGGUGUUUCUCCACUGUCAAAAUCACAAGACGCUCGUUGUGCACGCAGCUGAUAUUAAUUGAGAGUUUUGCAUUUUUGUUCCGCCAUACCUUUUUGAAGAAGCUUAUCUAAUGGCAGCCCUUAAGUACGCCGGUAUGGAAGAUACUGACAGUGAAGACGAGUUGCCUCCUGGGUGGGAAGAAAGAUCGACUAAAGAUGGAUGGGUUUACUAUGCAAAUCAUGACGAGAUGAGGACACAGUGGGAACACCCCAAGUCAGGAAAGAAGAAACGCUGUGCUGGAGAUUUGCCGUAUGGCUGGGAGCAAAACACCAAUGAACAUGGCCAAAUAAUUUAUGUUGAUCACAUCAAUAAAAGAUCCACUUACUUCGACCCCCGCCAAGUUUUUACUGUGGAAGAUGUGAUGGUGAAGCCCAAACGCUACGAUGGUAACUCAUCGGCUCUCGAGAUCCUUCAAGGUCGUGAUCUCUCCGAAAAAGUAGUCGUGAUUACUGGCGGAAACUCUGGGAUUGGCUUUGAGACAGCCAGGUCUUUUGCGCUACACGGUGCCCGCGUCAUCCUGGCCUGCCGAAACCUGUCCCGGGCCAAAAAAGCUGUGAGCAUGAUACAGGAAGAUUGGCACAAAGCCCGAGUUGAAGCCAUGAUGUGUGACUUGGCCUCUUUCCGCAGCGUCAGGGAGUUUGCAGAUGAAUUCAAAGCCAAGAACCUGCUUUUGCACAUUCUGGUGUGCAACGCGGCCGUGUGCACUCAGCCAUGGAGUUUGACUGAGGACGGCCUGGAGUCCACCUUCCAAAUCUGCCAUUUGGGCCAUUUCCUGCUGGUCCAGUGCUUGGAGGACGUGCUGCGGCGUUCAGCGCCCUCCCGCGUGUUGGUGGUGUCGUCCGAGUCUCACAGGUUCACAGACUUGCUAGACUCGUGCGGUAAAGUGGAUUUGGCACGGUUAUCGCCCCCGCGCACGGAGUAUUGGUCCAUGCUGGCCUACAACCGCGCCAAAUUGUGCAAUAUCCUGUUCAGCAACGAGCUUCACCGCCGCCUCUCUCCGCACGGGGUGUCGUCCAACGCUCUGCACCCCGGGAAUAUGAUGUAUACGGGCAUUCACAGAAGCUGGUGGCUCAUGACAUUCUUCUUCACCCUGGCCAGACCCUUCACAAAGUCAAUGGGGAACUCCUGUGGCCUUUGACCGCAGCAUACCACCUCCCGAACCCAUGUCAGGCAGCAGAGGACACGGCCUGGGAGAAGAUUAAUGAAAAAGAGACAGUUGUGUGAGUAGAUGCUCCCAGGUCUAUUACAGUAGAACCUCCAAAGUCAAACACAGUCCUUUCCAUGAUGUAGGUAGAAUUCUAACUUGCCACAUUUCACCACAAAGACUAAAAACGCAUAAUUAUUAAUAACAAUUUAAGAAAAAGCCAACGCUAAGCAUGCUGGAUAUUCCACCAUCACUUCUCCCAUGUAAUGAGUGAUUCAACAAAACAAUUAAAAAAUGCAAUUUUCAACAAAAAGAUCAAAAUGUGUACCGUAUUGGCCCGAAUAUAAGACGACCCUGAUUAUAAGACGACCCCCUCUUUUUCAAGACUCAAAUUUGAAAAGACUUUUUGAACACCAAAUUAACUUUUAUACAGAACAUAUUUACAGUACAUCUGAAACAAAUGAUUAUAACAAUAUAUUUGAGAGAAAAAGCAUGUUAUUUUGCCUCAUUCAAGUCUUAAUAUCUGAACAUUUAAAUAUUUAAACUAAAGUGCAAUCACAUUCGUAAAUGAAUUGCUUUUGGUUUUGAAAUGUAAAUAAACCAAUCUAUUGUGAUAAAACAACAAAAUUGCAAUAACUGCAUUACCAUGAAAGUGAAGUCUAACUGUAACUGUAGUCCUAAAAUCUGAAGAAGGAAAAACAUUGCAAUAAAAUAAUGCAAACUGGUUAAACUAGUAGCUGAGAUCUGUCAUGACAGAACAUCUCUUCAAUGAUAUCUGGGGCCAUCUAGCUUCGUGAAUGGGGAGAGUAGCUGAGAUCUAUCAUAACAGAACAUUGCUUCAAUGAUAUCUGGCGUCAUCUAGCGUCGUGGAUGGGUAUAAUGUCUAGACCGCGAAUAUAAAACGAUCCCCUCUUUUUCAAUCUUAUUUCAAUGCAAAAAACACAGUCUUAUAUUCGGGCCAAUACAGUAAUUAGGGAUGACCUGAUCAUAUUUUUCUAUAUGAGUCCGUGUCCAAAUCUCCUGAUUUCGCAUCCCAAUCCGAUGCUUUGUAAAAAAAAAGACGAAAAAAAGCGCCGCCAAAUAUAUUUUUCCUCUAAUUUGAGCAAAGCUAAGCUAACCGUAACAUUCUAGCCAUAUCAAAGAGUUCUUAAAACUGUCAAGUGACUGUUGCUAAUUAACUUUCACUAACUUCUUUGCAAAUACGGUUGAAAAUGAACCUAAGCAAUGCUAGCUUGUAGUGUGAUUAGGCAUAUAUCGGUAUGAGAUUCUGAUGGUAUGAUAAAAUUCAGCAAAAAUAUCACAGUUUCACGGUAUCACAGUAUUGCAAAUAGAGCUCUAAAAUGUGUUACUUUGAGAUAUCUGGGUAUCAAAAAAAAUAAAUAAAUAAAUAAAUAAACAUUUUUUCCAUUGAACAGGAUUUUUAGUUUUCAAAACCUAUUAGCAAAUUGGAAAAUAAGUAUAAUGUUAAGUUAAAAAUAAAAAAAUAUAAAAAAUAACUGAAUUAUUCUAAAUAAAAUUAAAAUAAAUACUGUCCUUUAAGUGACAGUAUUACCGUAGUAAUAGUAGCAGUAACAUUACCACUAUCAGAACAAAAAUAAUUGAAAUAUUUCUGAUAAAAAGCACGUGUGUAUGACUCGUAUCAUGUUUACAUUAUGCACACACUCUCCUCGUCAACACAGACAGUUGUCAGAGAGAAAAAAACACCACGUUUUACCACCCACUCAACAACACCACAUCAUCAUCACACAACACAUCACCACACACUAAACAAGCUCUGGUAGCUGGUGGCAAACGUUCAUGAGAAUGUUUACUAACAUUUAGUUUUGUAUAAAUGUGAAAUUAUAUUGGAGGUUUUGCCUCAAUGGCAGCCACCGCCGUCUUUAACUUUUCUGUAGCCGAAGUAUUACCAUACCAGCGAUUUUGUUAUCUGGGAUGGAGGGAAAAAUUUCAGGAGUUUCACCUCCUCCAGCCAUCAUGUAGCACAGCUGACUUACUGACACUGGGCAACAAAGGGUGGAGGAGGGUUGAGCCUUGCAGCUUCAAGCGAGGGAUUUCUCCCUGCAUUUUUGGGACAUAAAAAUAGCUAAUAGGGACAGAAGGACGGAAUGUUUUUGCGGUUUUGAAACUGUGACACCGUUACAUUAAAAAAUAUAUAUAUAUAUAAUAAUAAUAAUUAAAAUAAGGGCAAGGCAAUGACACGCGGACUGUAUAAACACUGCGAUGUUAUGUAAGGGGACGCAAAAUACUGUCCCACUGACCGCAAAUGGCCCGCGGGUUGCUGAUUUGUUCUGAUUUAUUCUUGUAGAUAUCUUUACGUUUGUGCAAAAAUAUAUAUGCUACUGGGCCACUUCUCUUUACAGUAGAGAUAUCCGUGAUCCGAUCACGUGAUCCAAAAUCUGGCUUGAUCAGGUCAUCUUCAGGCAAUUUGAAUCGGUGUGGGGGGAAAAAAUCAAGUUUUUAAAAUGUUUUUUUUUUUAUUAUUAUUUUUUUUUUUAUUUAUUUUAUUUUUAUUUUAGGAGCUACAAAGUAACAAAAAAAAAAAAAAAAGUAAACGCUGCCUGUAGGAGAAUGUUAUGCUAGCUGGCACGAGAAGCUAAUGGUAAGAUAGCAUAGAUAAAAUCUCGAAAUAUGGAAAUAUUUUUUAAUUGGAUGUACUCCACCCCUUAAUACAUUUAACAGUAUUGGAUCGGUAUCGGUAGAGCCUCAAAAUCAGGUUACUCGGGCGCAAAAAUAUGUGAUCGGGAAAACCCUAAAUAUCAUUACCGUAAUUUCCCGAAUAUAACGCGCACUUUUUUUCCCCCAAAAUCAACUUGUAAACUCAUGGUGCGCAUUAUAAACGGGUACAUGGAUGGAGACAGAAAUAUAUAUGUAUUACAUAUAUAUAUAAACCGAUUUUUUUUCAUUGACACGGCCACGUUGUGUUGAAGAAACGUAUGCGGCGACCCGUUGCCGACCAUUACGGUACGUGACGUCACCAUUUUGUUUCGGUAAUACUUCACACUAAUCGGCCGAAUGAUUUCGUCUGUGUUAAAUUCUGCUUUUUUCACUCUUCAUAAAGCACAGAAUUUAGUUUCUUGAACUCAUUUGAGUCGACGUUUAUUGCAGCUCCACAAUUCGGAGGAUAACAAGUGUAAGGACACACACUUCCUGUGUCCGUCAACUAUAUCGGUCCCUCGGGAAACUCAAACCCAAAUAACAAUAGUUCAGUAGUUUUACCGUAUCAAUCCAUGGAAGAAACAUUUAUUCACCAUGAGGAAACGAGCAAGUUAUACAGCAGUUUUUAAAAGAAAAGUCACAUCCGUUUUGUUUUCUCCUAGAUUCUGGUAAGUUGGAGAAGUUGUCAAAUCAUAUUAUCACCGUAAAUAUUGUCAGUUUACGGUAAUGUUUUGAACUACCAAUGUGCUAUGCUUGUGCUGUGUUUCACCAGUCAGUAAAAUGACAUCUCUGUAUCUGUACACGAGCUCUGUUUUCUUGUAUUCUUCUAUUUAUUGGUGCUAAAAUUAGGGUGCGCGUUAUAAACGGGUACAAUAAUUUCCCCCAAAUUUUACAAGUAAAUUUGGGGUGCGCAUUAUACACGGGUGCGCCUUAUAUUCGUGAAAUUACGGUAAAUACAAGUAUGUUACAGCACUACUUGAUACAUUUCACAUUUAUGUCAGGUCUGUUUAACUUAUAAGCUGCCAAUGACUUCGCUAGAUGUCCAAAUCUAGGGCUGCAGCUAUUGAUUACUUGGGUAAUCGAUUAAUCUAUUGUUUACUUAGUUCGAAUAAUCGAGUAAUUGGAUUAUGAACAUCUAAUGCGUAGCAGAAUAAAUUUCAGGAAUUGUUAAACAAAGAAACAAGUGUUUAUGCCAACAAUAACAUUUAUUUUGGCUUCAAAGAUUGCACUUUCAAAAGAGCAUUAAAUGCAAAUACAAAAUAAAAUUUUCUUCAAACAAUGCAGAAUUAAACUUUCGUUUGAGCAAUAAAUGCAUUUAAAGCUAAAUUAAGAUACCUUAGCUUAGCCUCAAACGCUAUUAAAAAAAAAAAAAAAAAAAAAUGGGGAUCUAAGUGUAACAAAAGAACAAUUGGCUAACUUUCAUAGCAAAAGUCCACUAGCUUAAAUAAAGAGGUGGGUAGAGUAGCCAAAAAUUGUACUCAAGUAAGAGUAGUGUUACUUCAAAAUAAUAUUAGUCAAUUACAAGUAGAAGUAGUCAUCCAAAAAUGUACUCAAGUACAAGUAAAAUAGUAUCCAGUGAAUACAAUACUCAGGUAAUGAAGUAAUGAGGAACACUGUGAGUAACUGCUUUUUUUUUUUUUUAACAAUUGUAUUUUUUUUCUCACAGCACAAACUUAUCUGUAUGAACUGCUGUUAUAAUGACACAGUACAAUCACCCAUUACAGAAAUAGAAAAAAAUAAAAGUCAUUGAAAUCCGGCGAGAUUAAAAAAAAAAAAAAAAAAAAGACAAAUGAAGCAUUAUUCGUCCAAAUAGCAUGCCCUCUGGUGGAGAAAAUAGUUCCUAGUUUGAAUAGUAAAUAGUUCCUUCAUAGUUACUAUUAUGAAAUUAAAAGGAUCAUAUCUCCAGCUAUCCGUGGUCAAUCGGUGCCAAAUAAAAAUUGGGAGAAAGGUUAAAAUCCUUGCUUUCGAGGCAUAUUGAGGGCAGCGCUCUAUGUCAAAUAAUUAAUUUUUUUACGGUGCUUUAAAGACGCCACGUGAUUGAACAGGCUAGUGUGAUCAUAGAACGGCAAGCUUGCAUCAGAUUGGUGUAAUGGACGCCUCAUUGUUGAAAUUGGUAGAGCUAAUCUGGCAAAAAAAUAAAAAUAAAAUCUAAUACGUAGAAUAAAGAGGAAAAACGUAAUGACCCUGUGUAGCCCAAAGUAACGGUGUAAGAGUAGCAUUUUUUCUUCACAAAUCUACUCAAAUAAAAGUAAAAAAUAUGGCUUAGAAGUACAUUUUUCUCAAAAGGUUACUCAAGUAAAUGUAACGGAUUACAUGUAAUGCAUUACUACCCACCUCUGCUAAU